Lolium rigidum is the source of this 943-nucleotide messenger RNA. RefSeq names its product putative gamma-glutamylcyclotransferase At3g02910. Lineage: Eukaryota; Viridiplantae; Streptophyta; Magnoliopsida; Poales; Poaceae. Bases 48 to 614 code for a protein of 188 amino acids. The transcript has a single exon. The record is from RefSeq and is a predicted model, not a curated record. Gene Ontology annotation, molecular function: gamma-glutamylaminecyclotransferase activity.
CCCCAUCGUCUCUCUCGCCAGCCAGCCAAUCGUCUCCGUACAUCCACAUGGGCGCGGCGGGCGACGCACCGGCGGAGCACCCGCCGUCCCCGCCCCCGGCGACGGCGAAGAGGACGCUGGUGUUCACGUACGGCACGCUGAAGCGGGGCUUCUCCAACCACGCCCUGCUGCAGGACCUCUUCCUCACCGGCGACGCGUCCUUCGCGGGCGCCGCCGCGACCGCCGCCCCGCUCCCGCUCGUGUGCGGGCCCUACCGCGUCCCGUUCCUCCUCAACCUGCCGGGCUCCGCCGGCUGCCACCGGGUGAAGGGCGAGCUCUACUCCGUGACGGCCCGCGGGCUGGCGCGGCUGGACGAGCUGGAGGGCGUCUCCCGCGGCCACUACGAGCGCCUCCCCGUCGAGGUCGUGGUGGCGGACGAGGGGGCGGCGGCGGAGGGCGCGGUGGCGUACUACGCGCACCGCGGGUACGCGGCCGAGAUGUGGGCGCGGAGCGGGCGGCGGGGCCACGCCGAGUACUCGCCGGCGGUGGCGGCGGGCUACGUUCGCCGCGUCGACCGGCCCCAGGGCCAGACCUUCCUCGAGCAGAUCCGCGUCUUCGUCUCCUCCCAGUCCUAGAUCGAUCGAUUCAUUACAAGGGAGAUGGAGUACUGUCUCUGAUUUCCGACAGCCGCGUGCGUCCGGAUGCGUGCCGACGAGGGCCGUACGCGUACGGUUGUCCUUGCUCUGUUUCAGAUUGGGAUGUCGUCGUCUGCUCGUCUGGCAGUAUCUGUCUGCUUCUGUGAUGACCGCCGUGGCAGAGAGAUCGAUCGGUGGAUACGCUUAUCACUUCCAUUCCAAUUAUUGUCAUCCAAUUAUUGUUGGCGUGUAGUAUGUUGUAUCGAUUGAUCAAUUAUGUUCCUUGAUGGAUUUGGGAUAUGAUACUUGCUACAUCAUCUUUCCAAUUA